Messenger RNA from Medicago truncatula (barrel medic), 2772 nucleotides. RefSeq names its product putative RNA polymerase II subunit B1 CTD phosphatase RPAP2 homolog. The transcript has 7 exons. Gene Ontology annotation, molecular function: RNA polymerase II CTD heptapeptide repeat phosphatase activity; RNA polymerase core enzyme binding. Bases 236 to 2344 code for a protein of 702 amino acids. The record is from RefSeq and is a predicted model, not a curated record. Lineage: Eukaryota; Viridiplantae; Streptophyta; Magnoliopsida; Fabales; Fabaceae. Gene Ontology annotation, cellular component: nucleus; cytoplasm.
UUGAUAGUAUAAAAAGAAGACGGUGUACUUGUAAAUUGUUUUCGUGAAUCAAAUCCCUAAAUCCAAUAUAAACCAUUGGAGUAGUAAAGUUUCUCUUGUUUUUCUUCAUUACCCAAUUCAACUCAAAUUUUCAACCCUAAUCAGGUACGCAUUCAACGACGCAACCGAACCGUGAACUCUACUCACGCCACCACCGGAAAAUCCAUCUCCACCGUCAGAUACUUGCUUGUUUCUGAUGGAAAAGAACCAGCCUGUUUUUGUCAAAGAUGCUGUUUUGAAAUUGCAAUUGGCCCUCCUUGAUGGCAUCCAAAAAGAAGACCAGCUGUUUGCAGCUGGUUCUUUGAUAUCAAAGAGUGACUAUGAAGAUGUUGUAACUGAAAGGUCCAUCACUAAUUUAUGUGGGUAUCCAUUGUGCCGCAAUGCUUUGCCAACUGAUCGUCCACGGAAGGGUAGAUAUCGGAUUUCAUUGAAGGAGCACAAAGUGUAUGACCUACAGGAAACUUACAUGUUUUGUUCUUCCGGUUGUGUGAUUAACAGCAAAGCUUUUGCUGGGAGCCUGCAAGAUGAGAGGUGCCAAGUUUUAGACGUGGAGAAACUGAACAAUGUUCUUAGGUUGUUUGGAAAUUUGAACUUGGAACCAAUGGAAAAUUUUGGAAAGGAUGGAGAAUUAGGUUUUUCUGACUUGAAAAUCCAGGAUAAAACAGAAACCGGCACUGGGGAGGAGUCUUUGGAACAGUGGGCUGGACCAUCAAAUGCAAUUGAGGGUUAUGUACCAAAACAAAGAGACAAUGGUUCUAAGGCUUCUAAGAAAAAUGAUAAAAAAGGGUCCAAAGCUAAUCGUGGCAAGUCGGAUGAUUAUAAAAGUUUAAUUGGCAGUGAGUUGGACUUCAUGAGUACAAUAAUUACACAAGAUGAGUAUAGUGUUUCGAAAGUAUCAUCGGGGCAAACAGACACAACUGGUGAUCAUCAAAUUAAGCCGCCAUCCAUAUUGGAGAAGCCAAAAAGGGUUGGCAAUAAAGUGGUCAGGAAAGAUGAUAAUAUACAAGAUAUUUCUUCAUCUUUUGAGAGUACUGUAAAUAUAAGUACCUCAACCAAAGAGAAGGAAAUAGCGAAUUCAUGUAAAGAUGUUCUCAAAUCCUCUCAUGAUCCUUCUGUUGAAAAGAAAGUUGUCCACUCGAUUACCAUUUCAGAAAGAGAAUGUGAUGCAGAACAGAAUAAUUCUGAAAGGAAAUCGAUACAACUCAAAGAGGAAACAAGUAUAGUUGCUGCUAACGAUGAUGCUUCCACUUCCAAUUUAAAUCCUACCAAUGUUGAAGAGAAAUUCAUAAAUGAAAAAGCAAUUGAAUCAUGCCAUACUAAACCAAAAUCUUCUCUUAAAUCUAAUGGUAAAAAGAAACUCAGUCGCUCUGUUACAUGGGCUGAUGAGAAAAUCAACGGUUCUGGGGGUAAAGAUCUCUGUGCAGUGAAAGAAUUUGGAAACAUUAAUAAGGAGUCUGAUGUGGCUGAUAACGUAGAUUCUGCUGAUGAUGAAGAUAUGUUACGUUGUGCAUUAGCGGAAGCUUGUGCAAUUGCCUUGAGCCAAGCAUCAGAAGCAGUUGCUUCUGGAGACUCGGAUCCCAAUGAUGCUGUAUCGGAAGCAGGAAUCACUAUACUGCCACAUCCUCCCAAUGCUGUUGAGGGAAGUACUGUGGACGAUGAUGACAUUCUAGAAACAAAUUCAGUUACUCUGAAAUGGCCAAAGAAACCUUCCGAAUUUGAUUUGUUUGACUCUGAAGACACGUGGUUUGAUGCUCCACCAGAAGGUUUUAGUUUGACUUUGUCACCUUUUGCUACUAUGUGGAAUGCCUUCUUUUCGUGGAUAACAUCGUCUUCUUUGGCAUAUAUAUAUGGGAGGGAUGUAAGUUUUCAUGAAGAAUUUCUAUCAGUUAACGGGAGAGAAUAUCCUAGCAAAAUUGUCUUGACAGAUGGUCGCUCAUCUGAAAUAAAACAAGCAUUAGUUGGUUGUCUUGCUCGAGCCUUACCUGCAGUUGUUGAAGAGCUCAGGUUGCCAAUACCCGUAGAUAUAUUAGAGCAAGCGAUGGUACGCUUGCUGGAUACAAUGUCAUUUGUGGACGCACUACCAGCAUUCAGAAUGAAACAGUGGCAAGUGGUUGUUCUCUUGUUCGUGGAUGCAUUGUCUGUUUCUAGAGUGCCUACUCUUAUCUCAUACAUGACGGACAGGAGGGACUUGUUUCUCAAGGUUCUGAGUGGUUCACAAAUAGGCAAGGAAGAGUAUGACGUUUUGAAGGAUUUCAUUGUACCGCUUGGUCGAGCACCUCAUUUCUCUUCUCAGAGUGGAGCUUGACAACAUUGAAUUUCCAUCAUAAAUGGGCAAAAGCUUGAACUUAAUCAAACACGUAUAGGACUUUUAAUCAUGAACACAAUGUUACCUUUCUCUUUUACCUUCAAAGCAUUGGAGUGUUGAGUAAAUAUGUUCAUCGCUGUCAAACAUCCAAUUAUAAGUACACCGUGGCCCCUAGCGACAGAGGAAUCCGAUUUUAUCUAUAUGAUACUCUAAUGCUGUUGGUGGGAGGGAGUGAUUGAUGCAAAAUUGAUAUUCAAAUGGACAAUAUUCCAAGUUAUUGUUUUCUAUUGAAACCGACAUUUUGUAUUAAUCGAUGGUUUGCAGUUUCUACAACGUUCUGAAGAUGUCUUUUACAUAGCAUUUGGCAUGUAAAAAUGGCAGAGUGGAAAAGGUCUAUUUUUGGGGAAUAAAAUUACAAUUAUCUUCAU